AUGACCAUCACGGCAAGGAGCAUGGUGACAGUCGGCAGGCAUGAUGCUGAGGCAGCAGCGGAGAGAACGUACAUCUUGAUCCGUAAACACAAGCAAGCGAAACUGGUCCUUGGUGGCGGCGCCUGCAACUGCAUCUACUUGCUGACUCAGGGACUGCGGCGAGGAGGGUGCUGCUUGUGCCCUUCGUGGUCUGCAGAAGACUUAACAGAUGGUUCCUAUGAUGAUGUCUUAAAUACUGAACAACUUGAGAAACUUCUACACCUGCUGGAGUAAACUGGUGAUCCUCUAAUUACUGAAAAAGCCUUGUUCACCUUGGGAAAUAAUGCAGCCUUCUCAGCCAACCAAGGCAUUACUUGUGAGUUGGGUGGCAUCCCAAUCGUUGGAAACAAAAUCAACUUUCUGAACCUCAGUAUUAAAGAGAAAGCUUUAAACGCUCGAAAUAACCUGAGUGUGAAUGUCGAAAAUCAGGCUAAGAUACAGAUACACGUCCAUCAAGUUUGCAAGGACCUCUUUGCUGAUCCCCUGGACUCUGCUGUGCAGCUGGCCGGACUGACGACACUCUUAACAAACACGACCAUCACCAGUGACUACCAGCACCUGCUCAGCAGCUACAUUGACAGCCUGCUCCACCUGCUACUUAGUGGGCACGGGCGCACCAAGGGUCAGGUUUUGAAGUGGCUUUUGAAUUUGUCUGAGAACCCACCCAUGACAGAAGGAUUACUUCUGUCCCAGGUGGAUUCUUCAUUUCUUUCUCUUUAUGAUGGCCAAAUAGCAAAAGAGAUUCUUCUUCUGGCAUUUAUACUGUUUCAGAAUAUAAACAAUUGCCUCAAAGUGAAAGGUGGGUUAGCUAACCAGCUUCCUUUGGCUAAAGGGUCAUUGUUUUUCCUGUUCUAUGGAGAAGAAUGUGCCCAGAAGAUAAGAGCUCUAACUUGCCAUCUUGAUGUGGAUGUGAAAGAGAAGGCUUUAGCAAUGAAGCCGAAAUUCUGA
Acomys russatus (golden spiny mouse) is the source of this 987-nucleotide messenger RNA. RefSeq names its product armadillo repeat-containing protein 10-like. NCBI's taxonomy places the organism in Eukaryota, Metazoa, Chordata, Mammalia, Rodentia, Muridae. Gene Ontology annotation, biological process: negative regulation of intrinsic apoptotic signaling pathway by p53 class mediator. Gene Ontology annotation, cellular component: mitochondrion. The record is from RefSeq and is a predicted model, not a curated record. The transcript is spliced from 2 exons.